Molecule: messenger RNA, 225 nt
Organism: Eruca vesicaria subsp. sativa (arugula)
Lineage: Eukaryota; Viridiplantae; Streptophyta; Magnoliopsida; Brassicales; Brassicaceae
Source: the annotation of a GenBank genome assembly
AUGUCAAGCUUUGGUUGGCCGAUUUUCAAUCUCGCUGGGCCUGGCAAGAAAAUCGCAGCCCAACUAGAAAUAUAUGGAUUGUGGAAGCUCUGGAUUCCGUCUCUUUCCAUCGCCAGCAACGGCUAUGCCUCUUGGCUCUUAGAUAUGAACAGAGAAGGACUUCUUUUGCUCGAGAUUGUAUCUGAAAUUCAUAUGGAUAAUGGGCUUGAUGCAGUGAAGUGUUAG